CAACUACCAUUCACGCAGCUUGUUGUGUCUUUUGUUUUCGCCGGCCACUGCAAUCGCCUGGCGCUUCCUCCUCCUUGUCGUCCGGUCAUUGCUCCGACCUCGCCAAGACCACCCGGGGCCAGCCAUGGCCGCUCCGCCAGGUUCCUCACGGACGCCGCGCAUGGCCGAACACGAAGAUAGUCAAACGUGGGCUGCACCAUUCAGGCUUAGAAGGCAGAAAUCGGAGAUCCUUCGUGCCCAGUAUAUUGAUGUUAGAGAGCUCAGGAUCUGCGCAGGAACGUGGAAUGUCGGAAGCAUAUGUCCACCUAGUGACUUGGAUAUUCAAGAAUGGUUGGAUACGGAUGAGCCAGCUGAUAUUUACGCUCUUGGAUUUCAAGAGAUUAUUCCGCUAGAAGUCGGGUAUAUGAUUGGCACUGAAGAUACUCGUCCAGUUGCAGUAUGGGAGCAUAUCUUUCAUGAAGCUUUGAAUAAGAAGUGCCCUGAUAAAUCGAAGUUUGAACACCAUAGUGACUCACCAACAAGGUUUAACCCGUCAGAUUAUGUUCUUGAAAUGGAUAAUGGACUGCUUAGUGAAUCCAGCAAUGAUAGUGAUGGGGAACUUCAUCUAUUGGACAGUGCAAAGUCAUCUGGUUCAGCUCACUGUCUUCAGCAAUUGGAUUUAGACUGUGAUGUUAGCAUUGAUAAUAGAGUUGAAAGGAAAAGACCGCAGUAUGUACGGCUAGUGUAA
Messenger RNA from Panicum virgatum (switchgrass), 727 nucleotides. Its product is annotated as type IV inositol polyphosphate 5-phosphatase 3-like. The record is from RefSeq and is a predicted model, not a curated record. NCBI's taxonomy places the organism in Eukaryota, Viridiplantae, Streptophyta, Magnoliopsida, Poales, Poaceae. The transcript has 4 exons. Bases 125 to 727 code for a protein of 200 amino acids. Gene Ontology annotation, biological process: phosphatidylinositol dephosphorylation. Gene Ontology annotation, molecular function: phosphatidylinositol-4,5-bisphosphate 5-phosphatase activity; phosphatidylinositol-3,4,5-trisphosphate 5-phosphatase activity; inositol-polyphosphate 5-phosphatase activity.